GGAAUGUUUCAUGUGUCUUAGUAUACUUCGUAACUUUGUUUUAAGAUGGUAUAUGGCAAAAAUUAUGUCCAAACAAGUUUUAGUAUAAACACAAACAUUUUGUAGGGUCAAGAGGUGCUUCAUUUUUGUCGUAAACUUUCCUAAAAGCUUUAGCAUAAUAAAAGAUGAUAUUUUAAGUAUAUGUAAUCCUUAAAUUCAUCGUGCCAAUAUGGAUGCAUUCCCUUCUUCAUACUUCGUUACUUUCAGUCUAUUGAUUCUCAUAAAUGCCCCAACUUCUUUAUGCACUAAUGAUGAGCGAUACAAAAGUUGUGGCAAGGCAUUUAUGUGUGGAACCCUUAAACCUAUGAAGUACCCGUUUUGGGGAAAGGACCGUCCAAAUUACUGCGGAAAACUAGGCUACAAGCUAGACUGUGUCAACAACAGUAUUCCAGUUAUAGAAAUUAAGUCUCUAAACUAUCGAGUCCUCGAUGUUAGCUAUCAAGAUAAAACCAUCAUGCUCACACGACUAGAUUAUUGGGGAGAAAUAUGUCCUUCAAGACUCGUUAACACCACUAUCGAUUUCAUUUCAUUCAAUUACACUGCUGGCACCCGAAACCUAACUCUAGGUUACGGGUGUCAUCUGCCCUCAUCCCAGGCGCCCACUUUUGAGCAUUCUUGUACAAUAAACAAAACAAAUACCAAUGUGGUAUAUCCCUCAAGUAUUCCAUGUAACGAAAGUGUAAUUGUUCCGGUUUUUGAAAAUAAUGCAAGAGAUCUUGACCAAAACCGGACCGAUCUUGUCACUGCCCUAGACAAGGGGUUUGCUUUGCAGUGGUAUGUAGAGGGUGAAGAAUGCAAAAAUUGCAUAAAGUCAGAAGGCUCGUGUGGGAUCGACCCUAGUAGUCGUUUCAUUUGCUACUGUCGUGAUGGUCCUUCUAUAGAUGAAUGUCACAAGCAUCAAGAUACUAUAACCGAGUGA
Molecule: messenger RNA, 958 nt
Organism: Lactuca saligna
Lineage: Eukaryota; Viridiplantae; Streptophyta; Magnoliopsida; Asterales; Asteraceae
Source: the annotation of a GenBank genome assembly